CUAGGACCUGCGCGAAACCCGCCAGAGAUCCGCUCGAUCAGCGCAGCUCUAGUCUGGAGAGGCUGUUCACUGCGCACGGCUUCAUCAUCAUCCUCAUCAUCACCGACAACACAUCACACACACACGGAGCGGGUCGCCAAGCGCUCGGAGCCGCUCAUGAUGCGCAGGAUUCGGGCCAACGCCAUUCUCAUCCUCACCGUGGCCUGGAUCCUCGGCACCUUCUAUUACCUGUGGCAGGACAGCAAACCAUCCUCUUCUUCCUCCUCCUCCUCCUCGGGCUCCCAGCUGAAGAACCACGGGCAGAAAUCCUCCUCCGGGAGGCUGGAAGAGCGCACUCUUCCUCUGAUCGUGACUCAUGUACCAAAGGUCGAGCAGCAGGGUCAGCUCUUGGGCUUGUUUGAUGAAAAGGCUUUUCUAUCCAGUAAGCAGCUGAAAGCAGGUGAGGAUCCUUACAGAGAGCAUGCAUUCAACCUGCAGGAGAGCGACCGACUGGGGAGCGAACGCGCCAUCAGAGACACACGCCACUAUCGAUGUGCCUCUAUGACCUUUGAACCUGACCUGCCGCCCACCAGCAUCAUCAUCACUUUUCACAAUGAGGCGCGCUCCACCCUGCUGCGCACUAUUAAAAGUGUACUAACGAGAAGCCCACCUCAUUUGAUACAGGAGAUUAUUCUCGUGGACGACUUUAGCUCCGACCCUGAAGACUGCCGACUGCUCUCUCAAAUCCCAAAGGUGCGCUGCCUGAGAAAUGAACGCCGGGAAGGUCUGAUCAGGUCUCGUGUCAGAGGGGCGUCUGCGGCUUCGGCCUCCAUCCUCACCUUCCUGGACAGUCACUGUGAGGUCAACACAGACUGGCUGCAGCCCAUGAUCCAGAGAGUCAAAGAGGAUCACACCCGUGUGGUCAGUCCCAUCAUUGAUGUUAUCAGUCUGGAUAACUUUGCCUAUCUGGCCGCCUCUGCAGACCUGAGAGGAGGUUUCGACUGGAGUUUACACUUCAAAUGGGAGCAGAUUCCUAUAGAACAGAAAAUGGCAAGAAAUGACCCCACACAACCAAUCAGGACCCCUGUAAUUGCUGGAGGAAUCUUCGUAAUGGAUAAAGGCUGGUUUAAUCACCUGGGCCAGUAUGACACUCACAUGGAUAUUUGGGGUGGUGAGAACUUUGAGCUCUCAUUCAGAGUGUGGAUGUGUGGUGGCAGUCUUGAGAUCCUGCCCUGCAGUCGCGUGGGCCACGUCUUCAGGAAACGCCAUCCCUAUGAGUUCCCAGAGGGCAAUGCACUCACCUACAUCAAGAACACGCGGAGAGCUGCUGAGGUCUGGAUGGAUGAAUAUAAACAGUAUUACUACGCUGCAAGACCUUCAGCGCAGGGCAAGGCCUUUGGGAGUAUUGCAGAUCGGCUUGCACUAAGACGGAAGUUGAACUGUAACUCUUUCCGCUGGUAUCUUGAGAAUGUGUACCCUGAACUCAAAAUCCCAGAGCAGGAAGUGGUGUACAGUCUUCUGAAACAGGAUGGAUUGUGUCUGGAAAGUCACGGCACAGACAGUCUGGGUUUGGCUGAGUGUAAGACCACACCGAGCAUACCUGCCUCACAGAAGUGGACCCUGAUUGAACCACAGAUCCGUCAGCAUGACCAGUGUUUGGCCAUCACAGCCUUCACUGCAGGGUCGAAGGUCAGACUGGAGCCCUGCAAUGCCAAAGAGUCCAGACAGAAAUGGAAGCCUCGAGGGCCGGCAUUGCAGCAUAUGAUCAGCGGCUUGUGUCUGGAUAGCCAGCCCCCUUCAGGCCCACCAGUCAUCGCACAGUGCCGCCCCCAGGUGGCCAGCCAAUCCUGGGAGCCGCAGCUGGUCACCUGACUUGGAGAGCUCACAGGGAAGGCGGGGAGAGGGGAGGAGUUUAGUGAGGUUGCUGAGCUCGAGGUGCUGUAGGAGCCAGAGGAAAACGUUUGCACACUGUUUUAGUUGAAGGUGCUGCUCUCAAACGAAUCCAACAUGACCAUGUCCAAAACAUCUGACCUCAUAUAUUCAUUGUGGAAUAGCUGGAGAGGGAAAAGCAACAUUUUGCCUGCCAAAUCCAAGCCUGAAUGGCUGCGCUCAGAGCUUUCACUGUCCAGUGUUCUGGUUUUCUCAGAUACAGUCACUCUUUCAGACAUGGCCAUGAAGUUCACACAGCAUGGUUUUUUGUCAGUUGACAGGAGUGCGUUGUGACAUCUUGGCUUAUUUUCCUGAAUGUUGUGUUAAGGUCUCAAACGCGAGAGAAUAGAUAUGUAUAUAAAUGCCUUUUACUACCUUUCAGACCCAUGACCUGUAUAUUCCCUCAUUCUCACAAAGACUGUGUCUUUUGCAGCAUAGGCUUCAAUAGCUGUACUCAUGAAGGUCUGAAUUGUUUUUUUUUUCCCUUAUCACUGUGGAAGGUUUUCCGGUUGAUUUGUUCAGUAUUAGAUUGGGAUGAAGUGCAAUGCCUUGAGAUGAAUCUGCAUAUACCAUGGAAACUCGUUCAGCGACAGAAAGGCUUUAAGACUCUGAGAGGUUUAUCGUAAACAACAGUCAAAGAUUAGCAGUACCACGCUGGCUUACUAGACCCGUGUUGAAGAUGUUGGAAAAAUAAGGACAGAAAUGGCUCCAGAAAGAUCCACUAAACCCAAGGCUAACAUUACAAUGAAAUAACCAAAUGUUAUAUCAAACAAGCUUCGAGAUGUCAACUCAAAUGAGGUGUAACGCGCUUUUAAUGAGCUAUUAUUCUGCAUGGUACUGUACAUCAGCACAAUGAAAAGGCAUUUGCGAACAUCUAAAGCCCAAAGACUGUUUUUCCUCUGUCGCAUUUGUUUGCCUUUUGACACUUUGUAUUUACUUGAAGCAUUUUUCAUUUUGAACAUGUGCUAGAAAGCAGUUAUGUUGUUUGAAAAAUAAAGACUACCACCAAAAAAGACAACAAUCCAAAAAAAAAAAAAAUAUCUUGAGUCU
Molecule: messenger RNA, 2958 nt
Organism: Megalobrama amblycephala (Wuchang bream)
Lineage: Eukaryota; Metazoa; Chordata; Actinopteri; Cypriniformes; Xenocyprididae
Gene: galnt16
Product: UDP-N-acetyl-alpha-D-galactosamine:polypeptide N-acetylgalactosaminyltransferase 16
Exons: 15
Coding region: 157-1851 (564 amino acids)
Cellular component (GO): Golgi apparatus
Source: RefSeq, a predicted model, not a curated record